Molecule: messenger RNA, 2916 nt
Organism: Trichophyton rubrum CBS 118892
Lineage: Eukaryota; Fungi; Ascomycota; Eurotiomycetes; Onygenales; Arthrodermataceae
Product: RAM signalling pathway protein domain-containing protein
Exons: 4
Coding region: 1-2916 (971 amino acids)
Molecular function (GO): protein binding
Source: RefSeq, a predicted model, not a curated record
AUGAGUCGAAUGGAUGACACAGUGCGGCCGCAUCGGCCUCACAGGACAGAUACAUCAAACGAAAUAAAGGAACCGUAUGCCAGAACAGGUUCCCCGAAUAAUGGCAACUCCAGCCGUGACGAAGUCUCUACAAGACCUCAUAAACCAGCGCCCUCAAAGCUCCUGGCCGAAGACCUGAUAAUAGAGCUUGCCCAGAGAGCCGUGGAUAGCGGGAUCCAGGACACAAAACGCUCAUUAGCUGGAAGUGAGGCUGUAGAAGGUGUUGUUCGGCCAAAACUUACAAUUGACCUGGGCCACGCGAACAUUGCUCGUGUCCCAGAAGCGGUGGUCAAUAUCAUAAAGGAUGAGGUUGCCAGGUUAUCACUCUCGAAUAAUCACAUUGACCGCAUUCCAAGCCGUUUCUCAGAAUGUAUCCAUCUUCGAUACCUCAAUAUCCGAGCAAAUAAUUUUACAGAAUUCCCGCGAGUGGUUUACAGUCUCACGUUCCUGGAAAUCCUCGACCUAAGCCGGAACAAAAUCACAAAAUUGCCUGAGGAAGUCCGCAAUUUGUCUUCAUUGCGUGUUUUUUCUAUAAUGCAGAAUUUCCUGGAAGACCUCCCCAGCCAACUUGCGGACAUGAGUAAAUUACAGGUUAUCAAGGUUUCCGGAAACCCGCUUAAUAGUUCCUUGAAAGCCGUUCUGGAACUCAGGGAAGCGGAUGUCAACCAUCUUGAGAUGGCGGAUAAUGAAAAAGACAGUGCAAUUACCACGGAACUAAAGAGAUUUUUGAAAAGCAGACGAGCUGCGGCAUCCCCUGAACCCGAAUAUCAUGACCAAAAUGAAACAACGGAACCACCUAGACCACCAAAGAGAGGCAACCGCUUUCCAGUGAUACCCAGGUCUAACGGAACAGACUCUACGUCUGGCUCCAGAUCUCCCUCAUUAUCAAGACCACCACCGAUACCCACAAGAUCACACCACAGAAUGGCAUCCGGUCAAAGUGGACUCAUCCAUCGUUCAAACACUUUGGCAAGCGUCAGUGAACGCAACCGUAGCAACAGUGAAGGCUAUAUCGCUGGCUCAGGAACAUCACGCAACAAGAGGAUGGGACUGAUCAGCAGGAAAAACACGGAUCUUGGCACCCUCGACGAGAUGCGCCCGUAUCGUAACAGCCAUCUACGUGGCCUAAGCCAUGGCUCCCUUCUUCGAUCCCAACGUGGGGGCAUGCAGAAUGAUGGCAGCAACUCUUCGAGCCCGAGCAGUCCAAUGGACCGGAGGCGCUUGAAAGACGGAUUUGUUCACAGGCUUUCAAGCCUCCCCGAGCAGAGGGUAAAAACUACCACUAAAAACCCAGUGGUCAAUUCUGCAAGGAGCGUGCUCUACGCACUUUAUCAGAUUCAUCCUCACAUCUCCUCUUUGAUCAAUGUUAUCAAGGCAGAAGAGUACAGGCGAAGCAGCCUUGAAAUAGUUUUUUAUAAUGCGACAACACACCUUGAUCAAUUGAACGAAGCAUUACAAAACAUUGGUGACGCAGAUUUGCAGGACAAAGAGGUUGCCAAAAGAGUUACCGAAUCCGUCAAGCAGGAGUGUGCAACUUGCAUCACGGCCUAUACUCACGUUGGGACCCAACUUCGUGCCAACGUUGCCAAAGCUGUGGCCUUGAGCGACCCGAAAUAUAUUCGGACACUCCUCCUAAUGAUAUACGGCAGUUUGAUCGAGCUUCGUAAUGCCUACGCUGUUUUCAACGUGAAACCGAAACCCCGACGAUCCAAGAUGGCCAAGAAACUAUCCAUCACGACCACAAACCAACCGAUGAGCAAGUUUAUACCCGAGCGGGAAUCGGAACCAUCUGUUACGCCGACAAGGGAGAGGCCUCCAACUUCUCGGCGGCUACGAAGCGAAACCACUGUGCAUCUCCCACCCAUUGCCCCGUUCCCUACCGCCUUGCCGCCAUUCACUCCACAUCCACACGGUCAUCCAUCUCACUCGACCCAUCCAACGGCUCCGCCGCUCACCAUUGGAGGUAGAAGCCGUUCAAGCAGUCGAUCGAAUGCAUUUUUGCAUUCGUCAGGUACCUCAUCUAUUGCAAACACUCCACGGUCAGGAGAAUCCUUCAACUUGCUCCAGACCCCAGUGAACAACAGGAUUAAUCCUGUCACUGGCCUAGAUGAAAUUGAAGAAGAUCGUAUAUUCGAGAAAAUUUUUAUUCAACUCUCGUCGGCAUAUAAGGCUACACUCCAAGCCGUUCCCUUGGCUGCGCAACAGUUUUCCCAGUGCCUCAAAGCCGCUGAAGAAUCCAGGGCUCCCCAGCAUCUUCGAAACCUGUGCCGAAAAUUACUUGUUCGCUGUCGUUCGUGUGUAGAUGUUGCUGAUGCACUGGACAACCGACUGUCCAACAUGAAACUCAAAGAGCCCGGCGGCAAUCUACGAAACCAACGUGAAUUCUGGCAUCUUUGCAAAACAUUCAUCCAAACUUUUGUCGAGCUAGUUCUUGAUAUUCGAGAAGCCAAAACUUUCUGUCUACUUCCUUCCGAGAUUGUUGCUACUCUUCGAAUAGUACAGAAGACAAUAAGGGAAGCUGGACGCUUGAUCGAUACCUCUCCUUGGUCGUAUCUUGCCGAGCUUCAUACCUCGAAUCCCUCCAAUGCUGUUUCACAACCCCAGCCUAAUGGCCACCUUCAUUAUUCAAACUCUUCCACGUCAAUUGCAUCGCAAUCCGGCCUGGUCAAUGGAUCUUCCCCGCAGUCAGCCACCGUUCCAGCUACACCUUUGAGCGCUGCACUUGGCCCGGCAGCACAAGCCACUGUCCCUUCAACGACUACCUCUUCAAACACUUCCAAUACAUCUGGUGAUCGCAUGUUUGCUGGAGAUGUCUUCCAACGGGCCGACCUCCUGCUCUCCAUGGCCCCUUCUGCGCCAUUAUUUUAUCGCCGCUAG